Molecule: messenger RNA, 1699 nt
Organism: Eubalaena glacialis (North Atlantic right whale)
Lineage: Eukaryota; Metazoa; Chordata; Mammalia; Artiodactyla; Balaenidae
Gene: S100PBP
Product: S100P binding protein
Exons: 7
Coding region: 322-1578 (418 amino acids)
Cellular component (GO): cytosol; nucleus
Molecular function (GO): calcium-dependent protein binding
Source: RefSeq, a predicted model, not a curated record
AAGAGAAUGAUUUGUGCAAGUUAAAUGUUAUAUGUAUAUGGUAUUGUUCUGCAUGCUUUUGCUCCUAGACCUAUUGGAGCAUUCUAUGAGAGAAGCUCAGAAGAGCCAGCUCUGUGCCUGUGGAUGUCAUGUGGCAUAGGAAUUGAUGCUUUCAGUGGUUAUGAAGAAUAGUGGUCCUUUGUGUGCACAGUAAAGUUUGCAAGAAGGUGGGAGUCAAUCAUUUUGACAAGUCUCCUGAAACGAACAGCUAGCAGGAGCUGAACCCUUUUUCCAUUUGGUCUCGUGGCAAAGGCAAAGAUCACACCAGCAGCUCCACACAAUAUGCCGUGCUCACUAGUGCCCUCUGAACAGUCUUCUGGUACCUCUCUCUUGCCUAAAGACAAUGCCCCAUUUUCUUGGGAUUCCUUGGAUGAGGACGGAUUGGAUGACUCCUUGCUGGAGCUGUCUGAUGGGGAAGAUGAUGGCCAUUUCAGUUUCACGGAGGAAGAGAUUCAGGAGCUCUUGAAGGAUGAUGACCUAUCAAAUGAGCACUUUUCUUGGGGAGGAGGCUUGCCUAAUGAUGACAGCAGGAAUGUUGAGAAGGGAGGGAAAGGGAGUCAAAUUCCACUUGAUACUCCCCAAGAGAAAAAUUCAUUGUACAGCUUGGGACCAGAAGCUGAGACCCCUAGCCUCUUCAAACUACCUCAACUAAAUACAUCAGUUGGUCAUGGACCAACUCCUACUAAACCAUUGAACAGACGCUUUGCACUAGAAAAGAAUCUUAUAAAAGUUACAGUUGCACCAUUUGAUCCAACAGUUUGUGAUGUACUUGAUAAGGACAAGACUGAUACAUCCGAAGUUACUGAAAAACCCUCCUCCCUUGGAGAAGAGAUGAGAGAAGAUGGUCUUAGCCUAAAUGAGAGCACAAUUUGCACAGAAUCUGAAGGGAUCAGCCUCAGUAACUCUGCCUAUGAUGGACCCCCACUCCCUUCUUCAAACAGUAACUUUCAACAAACUGUCUCUGAUAAAAAUAUGUCUGACAGUAAGAAACCUACACCUGUAUUCUCUCAGAUCUUGGACCAUUCAGAGACUCCUAAUACGGGGUCAUCCUGGAGAAAUGGAUCACAUAAAUCAAGUUUUGAAAUGAGGUUUCCGGUUGUUUCCAGUUCAUCAAACGAAGAUGUUUUUGACGAGGAUUCUGGGAAGCUGAAGGUCCAUGAAAAAAGACUAGGCAAAGUCAUUCCUGUUCUGCAAACCAAAACAAGGACUAAUAUUCCGACGUUUUCACCAUCAGAUCUAGAAAAGCAGAAGCAAAGUUAUCUCAGGAAUGUCAUUGCUCAUAUAGAAGACCCAGUGGAUUCUAACCAAGGUGCCUUGGGGGAGCUGUGUGCCUUGAUGGGUCAAGUUCAUCACAUGCAGAACCCAAAAUGGCAGCAUCCUUCGGACCUCACCAGGCGAAACUACGCCCGGUUCCGACAGAAAUCUCUGCAAAGAUACAGUCUGACUCAGUGGGUUGACCAGAACAUGCGAAGCCACCAUCGAUUCCAGCGUCUACCAGAUUUCCCGUACAGUCCAUUUGUCUCCUCCCAUCAGCAGUGAAGGUCCCUAUCCAGGGUCCUGUCCAGAGCAGCAUCUCAUCUUCUGCUGUUUCGUGCUUUGUAGAUUUUGAAAUUUAUUUUUCACAACAUUUUAAUUUAAAGAACUUGUCACCUUUUGGAAA